AUGCCCUUGCGUACGCACACCCACCUCUUUUUUACCACUGACUUUCCUAUUCCGAACCCAGCUGGGAAGCUGUUGUCGAAUUGGUUCUUUCUUUCUUUCUUUCUUUCUUUAUUUAUUUCUUUCUUUCUUUCUCGUUCAGAUUUUGAACGAAGUCGACGUCGCCAUCUUUCGGUAUGCGUUCGCCAAACCCCACCGCCUGUCGUUUAUCGAUCAAUUGGCUUCCCUCUUUUCUCUUUCGUACUGAUUCUGCAAAUCGGAUUUUUUUUCCCUUCGCUUAAAUACCAACCGUUGCCUUUUCGUUUUCCUGUCAACACAAUGAACGCCUUGAUUUGUCUAUCAAUAUCGUCAUAUCUCUCUUUUAUCUUUCUCUUUUUGUUCCUAUCUAUCUAUCUAUCUAUCUAUCUAUCUAUCUAUCUAUCUAUCUAUGUCAGUCUAUUCGCUAUCUCAGUCGAUUCGUUAUCUAUCUAUCUAUCUAUCUAUCUAUCUAUCUAUCUAUCUCAGUCUAUUCGCUAUCUAUCUCAGUCUAUUCGCUAUCUAUCUAUCUAUCUAUUUAUCUAUCUCAUUCGAUUAUCUAUCUAUCUAUCUAUCUAUCUAUCUAUCUAUCUAUCUAUCUAUCUCAGUCUAUUCGCUAUCUAUCUCAGUCUAUUCGUUAUCUAUCUAUCUAUCUAUCUAUCUAUCUAUCUAUCUAUCUAUCUAUCUAUCCAUCUAUCUAUCUAUCUAUCUCAGUCUAUUCAGUCUAUUAUCUAUCUAUCUAUAUCUAUCUAUCUAUCUCAAUCUCGUUUUCUUUCUCGUCAGUAUCGUGCCAUGAAUCUAUGGAACAGCUUUUCCUCUCGGCUUCAUAUUUCUUUAACUCAACAUCAAUACUCUUACCCUGCAGCGUCCUGCUUGAUCAAUUCCUAUUUUCUAAAAUACCUUUAUGCCAACUGUUUGAUCUUUUCUUCUUCUUCUUCUUCUUCUUCUUCUUCUUCUUCUUCUUCUUCUUCUUCUUCUCUCUCUCUCUCUCUCUCUCUCUCUCUCUCUCUCUCUCUUUAUAUGUUUUUUCCUUCAAAUCUCUUUCCCCAUUCAAGGAGUGGGUCAGUGUUCAAAGCAAUUAGGAACGUAUACAAGUAUGUGUUAGAACCUCUUUUUUCUUUCACCUUCUCUAUUUCUCUCACCCCUCAUUUUUUUUCGUCUCUUUCUUUCCUUCUCUUCCGCUCUGCCAACAUAUUUUGUAUGUGCAUGCAUGAGUACGUAUUUAGCAGGUCAGUUUAG
Acanthosepion pharaonis is the source of this 1251-nucleotide messenger RNA. NCBI's taxonomy places the organism in Eukaryota, Metazoa, Mollusca, Cephalopoda, Sepiida, Sepiidae. The record is from the annotation of a GenBank genome assembly.